AGGCUGCACCGGACCUCAACAGCCAUGUUUGCUAAUUUAAAACCCAAAGGUUAGGGAAUAGUUUAUAAUUUAUCGCUGUGUCAUCUUCACCCACGCAUACCCGUUAAUACGAAGGGAGUUUAGAGCCGUCUGCGCCUCCGGAAUCCAAGGACUAAAACAGAAAUAAGAUGGACUCAAAUAAUCAUUUUAACUAUGGCACAUCAAACUCAGGACUGAAACUCUCCUCAGGGGAUUCUCUUUAUACUAACGGGUCCUCCAUGAGUUUUUCUCAGCAGGGGAAGAAUUUGAAUGGCGAAAUGAAUGUGAAUGGCGUCACUACUGUACUCGGGUCAAAUGUGUCUGGUUCCCACCCCCCAUCAACUCCUUACCCACACAUGAGCAGCCACCACCAGAGCGGUGUGAGCUACGACUACUUAUGGGGAGGACACUCUCAGUAUGGCCCAGGCAUGGGCACAUCCUCGGGGCAGGGGUUGCAUCAGAAGCAGCCGGCGCCUGGGAUUGCACAGUCUCAGUCACAGCACCACUUCCAGAGUCACGGACAGUACCAACUGAACGGGGGAGUGGAAGCCGCCCACCAGUCCCCCGUCCCAGGCCAAGCAAACAUUCCGCUAACAGGCAAUAGUCAGUAUUGGAACAGGAGUAGCUCCAGCCCACAGCAGAUGAGUUAUAAUUCCCCCAGCAUGUAUGGGACCUUCCAGAGUCAAUCUCAUCCUGGCGUUACACCUUCUCCACAUCACCAGCAGCAGACAGUACAACAGCCCGCUCAUCAACCAUCUCAGCAACCCCUUCUGUCCCACCAUCAGCCUCACCAUCACCACCAGCAGCAGCAGCAUUAUAGCAUGAUGACGAAUGGGAUGCCCUUCUACCAGCAUCAGUCCCAGCCCCCCUCGAUGCCAUCUGCCCAGCAGCAGCCACCACAGCAAUCUCAGCCACAAUCCCAGACUCACAUGAUGCCCCCAGCUGCCCAGAAUUUCACUCCACCACGUGGCAGCCCGCAGCACCACAGCUUAGGCAGAGGGAGCAGCAGUAGUCCCUUGCCUGUGGGGUUGUCACAAACACCAGUUGUGUCACCACCAACACAGGAUAGUGGAUCACCCAAAGGUCUCAGCAGGGAUCGAAGCCCUCACACUAGCAGUGCAGAGAUGCCUUCUCCACUGCAAGGUCUUUCACGGGAAGCUGUCAAGGAGGUUGAUUCAAGCCAUACUGGUCAUGAAAGACCACCUAAUGUCCAGAGGUCCCCGAAGACCGACAGUUACCAACUCAAACCUUCUGCUCCUCAUGCGAGUCCUAAAAGUGAUUAUUGUCCAUAUUCAGAUCAACCAGCAACUUUGCAUCCAGAAGUUAAACCCCCUGUCAGGGAUGCCCUUUUUUCCUCAAAUCUCCAACAUAUGUCAUCUCCUCUUUCUGCAUCAAAUGUAGGGACCACCAUUUCUCUUAUGAAGGCUUCAACACCGCCAGGGGUCUCUACUGCCUCAGGACCUCCCGUAGUUUUAUCCGAUGAUGUGGAAGUGCCCUUUGUUCCAUCUUCUGUUGCUCCUUCCAGAAUUUCCUCACCUCCCCUUAUAGUUCAAGGCCUGAGGUCUCCUACUUCUGGAGCAUCUGAAACAUCUAUCCUAGGAUUCAAGCAUUUGCCACAGGGGCACUCUUCCUCUCGGCCUCAAUCAUAUUCAAACCUGUCAAAUGAGAGCAUGUCUAAACUUGGAGCAGUUUCUUCAGGACUUCCAGCCUCAUCUUCAUCCGAGUCUUUUGUUGAUCAAACAAAGUGUUUACUGCCUCCUACGUCCUCUAAACCGCCUUGUAUUUCCCCUCCUGCCAUAGUCUCCAUUGCUUCUCACUCAGCAACUAUUACAUCUCAAGAGAUGCAGAUGGUUCAUGGGUCCAAGCCGGGUUUGCCACCUUCUGUCACCAAUGUAUUUGGAGGACAGCAUGAAAUACCUGCUCCCCCAAGGUUGAUAUCUGCUCCUUUAUCUUUGAGUGCAAAUUUCUCAUCUACCAUUGUAGCUUCCUCUGAGAGUUUAGCCUCUGCACCUUUACCUUCGACAGUACCGGUCUCCAGUUUAUCUACAUCUGCUGCAGGAACCCCUUUAGUCAGAAGCAAACAUUCUGAACCAACUUCAGCAUCCCAGUAUCGGAAAAACACUCCUCCAUCUGUUGACAGAAGUCUUUCCACUGCUUUUGCAGCCUUGACACCACCAAGGUUGGUAAAGGCACCCUCUCUCCCAGCCCAAACCAGCUCUCCAGUCCGACCUCCAUUCACCCUACCUCUUGUAACCACUCAAGCCUCCAGGACUGCAUCCCUGUCCAACCCUCCUGCCUUGGUGUCCAUGCCUCCGGUGAUGGGUACGUCUUCUAAAUCUGUCGGAAACUCUGACACUGAGCAGCAUCCACCAAACCCCACAACUCCUUCUAUGUUAGUGCAGUCGGCUCUAAAGUCAGAGCAGCAUGUUCUCAGUGAGGACAAGAGGACCGUGGAAAAUAAAAGAAAUGGAAAAGCAGAAGGCAACUUAAAACAGCUGGAUUCAGACCUAAAGAGGACAUCUCAUGUGACUGUGGUUGAAACUAAGAAGCAAGAAAUCUGCCCAUAUAAAUCCCUCACCGAUCAGCCGGGAAAACCGUUACAAACCUCUGAACAAAAUCUCAGAAACCCAUCAACAGAUUUAGAGAAGCAGCACGUGAAGAGCAGCAUCCUCUCAGAGGCAGAGGACACUCCUGUGGUAUCUACUCCAAUCGGAAAGCCCCCACAUCUCAAAAGCACAAAGUUACAACAUGAAAUCAGUGAACCAGGUUUUGAAAGCUCUUCUGAUACGUCCUGCUAUUACGAUGACAAGUCAACAUAUAACACCCCUUCCAGACUCUGUGUCAGCUCCAUCUUAGAAAAGACGUCUCAUAUGGGCGCUGACGGCUCCUUUUUAGGUGAUUCUACUCACUUUGACACCUCUCAGUUUGACAGCACGUCCUGUGCUGAGGAGGAACAAUCUGCCACAUUUGACAGCUCUGGAGAAGGCAGCUUCUCAGCGGAGGACUCCAGAGACGACACCAUGGAGUCGACCAGGGAAGAGGAAACCUCCGAGGCGGAAGUGACGAGAAACAGCAGCCAGGUCACAGAAGGUUCGAUGUUGGAGUCGUCUCUAAAUGCCAGCACUCAGACUGGAAAACGUCCUGUUGACUCAAGUCAUGUGAACAACCCACAUUUAUCUGGAUCAUCUCAACCAGUUCUUCAGGAUUCUGAAGGAGACUGGGAACCAAGUGGACAUGAUACACCAGACUCGGCUGGACACGUCCACCACAUUAAGAACAACGCUAAUGACACAACAACCCCGAGUUUCCCAGUGAAUGAGGACAACUUUGUCGGCUUUGGUACGCCAGUAGAAGGUGUCGUUGUACACCCAGUCCAACCAGUAGCCGAGCAGACUGGAGCAGCUGUAGGAGAUCUUUUGAAAACCCCAGGGAAACCACGCAGACCUCGAGCUCCAAAGGCAAUACUGCUCAACACUGCAGCUCCUGAGGAGAAUGUGCGAAAGCCUCGGAUUCGAACUCCAAAAGCGGAGAAGACAAAGGCUGAUGAAGACGUAGCGAUGAAAGAGGAAGGAGCAGUGGGCAGAAAGAGGAAGAAAACUCUCAAGGUUGAUGUUAAAGAAGCGUCAGGGGACAAUGACUCUCUCGCACAGGAGGUCGAUCCAAUAACCGCUGCAAUUGAUGCUGUUCUGGCCAACGCUUCUGCUCUCAGCACAGUAGUGGAGAAACCCAAGAAGAUGAAGCGGGCCAGAAAACAAGACCAAGAUGGAAACGAGGCGGGUACUCGGAAACGGGAUGCAGAAACCACCGCUGAUGAUGCUGAUGAAAACGAUGACAGCUCCAUUGCAGGUGAAUCAAACAGAAGACGGGUUGCAACAGAAGAACAGGUCCAGUUCCCGCUGCAGCACGGUUGGAGAAGGGAGAUUCGUGUGAAGAAAAUGGACAACCGCAUGAAGGGGGAAACUUGGUAUUACACUCCGUGUGGAAGGAGGAUGAAACAGUUUCCAGAAAUUAUCAAGUACCUCAAGAAACACUCGGAUGGUGUGGUCUCCAGAGAACAUUUCAGCUUCAGCCCACGCAUGCCUGUUGGAGAUUUUUAUGAAGAGAGAGAAACGUCCGAGGGCUCAAAGUGGGUCCUUCUAGCUAAUGAGGAAGUCCCAUCAAUGAUCAUGGCCAUCACCGGUCGGCGUGGUCGACCUCCAAACCCUGACAAAGAGAAACCUCGCCGUGUUAUUGGUCUAAAGGGAGGGCAAGCUCGCCGCCCAGGUAGACCCCCUAAAUUCAACGCGGUUGACCUCCUCAGCAAAGUUGAUGCCAAGCUGUUAAAGCGACUUGAGGCCAAGGAAGCUCUCACAGAGGAGGAAAAGGAGAAACUAGCAAAAAUCAAAAAAAAGAUGAAAAGAAAGGCCAGAAUGAAGAGAAGGGAGGAUUUAAAGAUUAAGAAGAUGAAAGAGGAGAAAAAGAAAGCCAAGCUCGAGCAAGAUGUCAAACAUCUCGAAGCCGUUGCCGAACCGACAGAGCCAGCUGCAACACAGCUCACGCAUCUGGAAUCUGCCGCGGAGCCCAAAAGGCCUGGCCGCAGGAGAGCAGUCAAAGUGGAAGCCACGUCACCCGUCCAACAGCGGUCUGAGGAGAAGGUGGUCCAGAGUAACAGGGUGGUGAGCGCUCGGAGCAAAGCCAAGGCCUUGGCUAAAGCCCAAGCAGAGGCAGAGGCAGCCGCUCAAGCCGCUCUGGCAGCAAAGAGGGCAGCAGAGAGGAGAGUUCAGGCACAGAGACGUCUGGAGGAACGGAAGAGGCAGCAGCUGAUUGCAGAAGAGCUGAAGAAGCCAACAGAAGACAUGUGUCUCACUGAUCACAAACCUCUGCCAGAGCUGUCCCGCGUUCCGUGUUUGGUUCUUUCUGGAACGGCGUUCGCACACUGCCUGGCUGUGGUUGAGUUCCUGCGUGGUUACGGAAAGAUAAUUGGCCUCAAUGUGCCGAAGGAUAUUCCCAGCCUUUCUACCCUGCAGGAAGGUCUGCUUGGUCUGGGCGACAGCCAAGGAGAAGUCCAGGACCUUCUUAUAAAGCUGGUGGAGGCAGCACUUCACGAUCCAGGCCUGCCAUCUUAUUACCAAUCAGUGAAGAUACUUGGGGAGAAGCUGGUUGAUUCGGAGCUGACCCGCAGUACAGUCUCAGAAGUCCUUCGCAUCUAUUUGGAGUCACACGGCUAUGAGACAGAAGUUUGCAACACGCUGCGGACCAAAACCUUUCAUGUUCUGCCUCCCGACACCAAGGCGGCGAUCCUGGGUUUCCUGGUGGAGGAGCUAAACAGCAGCAAUAUUGUGACGAGUGACAUUGACAACACAUUGGAGAACAUGUCAACCUACAGGAAGAAUAAAUGGAUUAUUGAGAGAAAACUUCGAAAAUUGAAAACGUUGCUGGCACGUCGCACAGGACGCUCUGAGGAGGAGCUGUGCUUUGAGGAGAGGAGGCGCAGUUCCAGAGUCGCAGAGGAAGAGAACUUUAGUCUGGAGGAGAGCGGUUUAGUGCUUGAGAGAGGAAGCAGGCGUGCACGCAAAGAAGAACCCAAGCUCAGUGAUAGUGAGAGCCCUACCACUGCCAGCAUUCCUGAGCUUGAAAGGCAGGUAGAUAAGCUAACUAAGCGUCAAGCGUUUUUCCGUAAAAAGCUGCUACAGUCUUCUCAUUCCAUGCGGGUCAUCAUGCUGGGUCAGGACCGUUACCGCCGCAGAUACUUGGCCCUUCCUCACCUUGGAGGAGUUCUGGUGGAGGGACCUGAGGAGCUGCUGACUUCAGGAGAAGUCUUUGUUGCUGAGGUGCCCGUCACCUUCCUCAAAAAGGAGCCCAAAGUUGAAGAGAUCUCAGUGCCAACUGCUCCACCCCCUCCUGCUCCAGCUUCUACUCAGUCUUCUGCUACCCCAAGCCAAACUCAUAUAGCUUCUGUGGAAGAUGACCCACUUCCUGGCACCGCUUCCCUUAUGAGCACACAAAGAGGCCGCGGACGCCCUCGAAAAAUCAAACCAGAAGUGGAGCUUCACCUGCGCACAGCGAAAAUCCGCCGCCGACGUCGAAGCAGCAUUAGGUCUGUGGGAGAGGAAGGGCCGGGGUCACCGAACAGCGGUUUGCUAGACCUGACGCAAGCCGCCUUUAAGAGCUGGCUGAGCCAGUCACAGGAUGUUAUGUCCAACGGCACCUGCUCAGCAGCAGGAGAUGCUCCUGAAGGCAAUCGACCAGAGGAGAGCAUCAAAGAGAUGGCAGAGAAACAAGGACAGUGGUUUAAUCUUCUCCCCAAGCAACCGUGUGACGAUAACUCUCUGACUGAGCCCCAAACAGCCACUUCACCGAGUUCACCCCCCAAACUUCUCCCUCAGGUCCUGAGUGCUCUGCCUGCACUUGCUGCUCCCAUCAUGCAGCAUGACCCGCUCCUGCCUACUUUGGCUCCUGCUGACCCUGUGACUACAGCAGCUCCACAGGAUAUCACUCCAACAGAUCCUGUUCACGCUGUACUGACAUCUGCUCCACCAACACCCUCUCAGCCUCUGCCAGCUUCCAUUGCCCCACCUCCAGCUGCUCCUGUUACUCCUGGAAGGCCAGGUCGUAGGCGCAGGAGAGGAAGCAGAGGAAGUAGUCCUGCCCGCAGGGGACCCCGUGGAGCAGCCGCAAAACGCCGUGGCCGCCCUCCCAACGCUGUAUUCCAGGAACUGGAACAGCAGUAUUUCACACAACUGGUGGUGAAACCCAUACCAGCAUCAAUGGUCCGUGGAUGGUGGUGGAUCAAGGAUCCAGAGGAACUCUACAACACGUUACAGUCGCUCCAUCCAAGAGGCAUCAGGGAGAAAGUUCUCCAUAAGCAUUUGGCCAAACACAUGGAGAGCCUAGCUGAGAUGUGCACCAAACCUAUAAACGACCCAAUAUUUGAGCUGAAGACUGAGGACAAAGAUGUGUUACUGGAGGCUCUGCAGCAGCCCUGGCAGGUGCAGGAUAAAGCGAUGGAGGUGGAUGUCAGCGCCCUUCAGUGGGUGGAGGACCUUGAGCAGAGGGUCAUUGCUGCUGAUCUACAUUUGAAGGCGCCUCCUCAGGGUGCAUUUAAUGAUGCUGAGAGCACCACAGAAACACCAGUGACAGAAUUUCAGCCUUACACAAUCCCAGAUCCAGACUCGAAACGUGACGACCUACAGUACUAUGAGCAUGAUGUGGACCCCCGCGACGACUGGAUCGUGCGGACAAAGAAGGAGUGGUCCGGUUUGCCUCGCAUCGCCACGCACCCGCUUGAUCUGGCCGUACUGCGGCUCGCCAACCUCGAGAGAAACAUCGAGAGGCGCUACCUGAAGGAGCCACUGUGGAACCCGUCUGAAGUGAUGCGCCUCGCUCCCCUCACCCCAACACCAGGAGAAGAGCUUUCACUGGAUGUAUUCAGUCUGGAGAGUGAAAUCACCUCUCGACUCCGAACAUGGCGGCAGGCUCUGGAUCGCUGUCGCAGCGCUCCACAGCUCUGUCUUUCUUUAUUUCAGCUAGAGAAGGCCAUUGCUUGGGAGAGAUCCGUUACAAAAGUGACCUGCCAGGUUUGCCGGAAAGGGGACAAUGAUGAGUGCCUGCUGCUGUGUGAUGGCUGCGACCGGGGUUGCCACAUGUACUGCUUGAAGCCCAAAAUCACCCAGGUUCCUGAAGGGGACUGGUUUUGUCCAACCUGUGUCCCUAAGAUGGAAGGCGAGUUGCAGGACCCGUCCAAUAAGCGCACCAGGGUGAAGAAGAGAAGAUAUGAAGAGGACAGCUCUGAGGAUGAGACAACAAGAAGACGCAGCGGCGGCAUGACGACACGGCACAAGGAGACACCCACACCUUCAUCAUCCACCCGUUAUGCUGGAGAAGGAGCCGGCAGUAAACGUCGGCGCAUGACUACACGCAACCAGCCAGACCUCACCUUCUGCGAGAUCAUUCUGAUGGAGAUGGAGGCUCAUGCAGACGCCUGGCCUUUCCUCGAACCCGUAAAUCCCCGACUGGUACCGGGCUACCGCCGCAUUAUCAAGAACCCCAUGGAUUUCCUCACCAUGAGAGAGAGACUGCUACAGGGAGCCUACUGCAGCUGUGAUGAGUUUGCGGCGGACGCUCAGCUGGUCUUCAACAACUGCGAGCUGUUCAACGAAGACACGUCGGAGGUGGGGAUGGCGGGGCACUCCAUGAGGUGUUUCUUCGAGAGCCGCUGGGCGGAGUUCUACUCAAACAAGGACAAAUAGGAGCGCUUUAAUGUGGCGCUCUAGACUGUUGGUGCUCUGCUGCCCCAGCCUCACUCUUCAGUACUGCUAAACUGCCUGGAGUCCUGCUCCAGGCCCAUGUAUUAGCUCAUGUAUAGGUAUAUAUGUAUAGAUUUUGGCUCUUUGUCUGUUAUUGUUUCCUCGACAGGUCGAUUCUUUUCUACAGGCAUCCCCUCCCUUCAGAGUGACAGCGUGUCUGUCACUGUUUACCUUCCGUGUCUCCUCAUCUUCACCUCGACCCCUCGUCUUGUGUUCUUCCUGUCGCAUCUCAUCACAAGCUUUAUGUCAGAGCGAGGUCGCUUGGUCAGUUUCAGCUCCGGGCUGAUGGACCGGCCUCAGGUCCUCUCACACUGAAGGUCGGAGUCUGACCACAUUACUGCAUCCUAUUAUCUCCCAUCAGGACCUGCUCUGCACCACCCUGCAACUAAAUGGAUCCAGACUCUUCAGAACAUUUCUUACCUGUUGUUUGGAAAUGUAAUGUAAUGUGGUCUUAUGCCUAGGAGUAAUUUUUUCAAUGGCUCACUAUAUUUUUAUUAUAUAUUCUAUAUAUAAAUAUAUAUAUAAAGAUUACAAUAGCUGGGAUUAUUUAAUAGCAAUAGCUCGUAGUGAAUGUGUACAGGCGACCCAAUAGAGAGAUGCUUAGACAUUUUAUGAAAAAAGGCCAGUGCAACUUAAAGGAAUCUGUUGUUGGACUGUCACCGGUAGAUGUUGUAUAACCUCCACUUAAAUUCUCACACGCAUACACACACGACGCUGUUUUUAACCAGUGUACACAUGAAUUCACCACAGCCUCACCUGCUGCUGCUGCUGUGAGAAAGAUUCAGAAGCUGGAGGGUUUUUAGAUUUGGUCAAACGUAGAUUCUUAGACUUCGUUGUCUCGCCUGUGAGAAGCGAACGUUCAGGUAGCUGCACCCGAUCCGUCUGCGACCAAAACAAACAUUUUAGCACCUGUAAAUAGGCUGUGUUGGUUGGACACUAGGGGAAAGUUUGCUGUUGUCAUUUGCAGGUUUUAGGACUGUUUUUGCAUGUUUUACAUAAAUCUGCAGCUCCAAGUCCUGCUCUUGAGCAGGGUUUAAAUUAAAUCUCACAUUUUGUUUUUAGCUCACAUGAGCAGAUAAGUAAAUUGCUAAAAUAGACUGAGUCUUAUUUAAAGACUAGAACUGCAGAAGAGCUCAUGGAGUACUGGGCACAUUUCUGACUUUUUCUGUGUUUUACAUUCCUUUUUAUUGAUUUUUGUGCCGUACGUGGACCAACAUACGACGCUGCACGUCACGGUUGGUUUGCUGCGAAGUUGCCAGGAUGACUCCACAGUCCGGGUUUUAUUUAAACUUGCUCCUUACACUGAACUUUUUUUUUUGUUCUUUUUUUUUUUUCAGAAAAUGUAAAAAAACAAAACAAAAGACAUGACAACCAAAUGUGGUGUUAAGUGAAUUUUUAAUAAUGUACAGUUUUGGUGACUUUAAAUUUGAUUCUUUAUAUUUUUAGGACCAAUUCAUCAUUUUUAAGAGGAGGUAUUACAGGACUCUGUUGUAUUAAGGUAAUGUAACACGUGUGCAUCUGUAGAAUGUACUGUGAGUUGAAUAAAAACACUUGUUAGAGAUUA
Girardinichthys multiradiatus is the source of this 9867-nucleotide messenger RNA. It is a transcript of the gene baz2a, whose product is annotated as bromodomain adjacent to zinc finger domain, 2A. Gene Ontology annotation, molecular function: DNA binding; protein binding. The transcript has 30 exons. The record is from RefSeq and is a predicted model, not a curated record. Bases 168 to 8246 code for a protein of 2692 amino acids. Gene Ontology annotation, cellular component: rDNA heterochromatin. NCBI's taxonomy places the organism in Eukaryota, Metazoa, Chordata, Actinopteri, Cyprinodontiformes, Goodeidae.